Molecule: messenger RNA, 6807 nt
Organism: Gymnogyps californianus (California condor)
Lineage: Eukaryota; Metazoa; Chordata; Aves; Accipitriformes; Cathartidae
Gene: NAV1
Product: neuron navigator 1
Biological process (GO): microtubule bundle formation; neurogenesis; neuron migration
Cellular component (GO): microtubule cytoskeleton; axon initial segment
Molecular function (GO): ATP hydrolysis activity
Source: RefSeq, a predicted model, not a curated record
GGGACCUGCCGCUCCGAGGGCACCCCCAGCUGGUACAUGCACGGCGAGCGGGCACACUACUCGCACACCAUGCCCAUGCGCAGCCCCAGCAAGCUGAGCCACAUCUCCCGCCUGGAGCUGGUCGAGGCACUGGACACCGACGAUGUGGAGCUGAAGUCGGGCUACAUGAGCGACAGCGAUCUGAUGGGGAAAACGCUGACAGAGGAUGACGACAUCACCACGGGCUGGGAUGAGAGCAGCUCCAUCAGCAGUGGCCUCAGCGAUGCCUCUGACAACCUCAGCUCGGAGGAGUUCAACGCCAGCUCCUCGCUCAACUCCCUGCCCUCCACCCCCACCGCCUCGCGCAGGAACUCGGCCAUAGCGCUGCGCACGGACUCGGAGAAGCGCUCGCUGGCGGAGAGCGGGCUGAGCUGGUAUUGUGAGGGCGAGGACAAGGCACCCAAGAAGCUGGACUACGACAGCAGCAGCCUCAAGAUGGAGCACGGCUCCUCCAAGUGGCGGCGGGAGCCCUCGGAGGGUGGCGAGGAGGGGCCCAAGGGCGGUGAGCUGAAGAAGCCUGUCAGCCUGGGCACCCCGGGAUCCCUCAAGAAGGGCAAGACCCCUCCGGUGGCCGUGACCUCCCCCAUCACCCACACGGCCCAGAGCACCCUCAAAGUGGCAGGCAAGCCUGAGACCAAAGCCACCGACAAGAGCAAGCUGUCUGUGAAGAGCACAGGCCUGCAGCGCUCGUCUUCCGAUGCUGGCCGUGACCGCAUUGCUGAUGCCAAGAAGCCACCCUCGGGUCUCACGCGCCCUUCGGCCUCCAGCUCCUUUGGCUAUAAGAAACCAGCUCCUGCCACUGGCACGGCCACCGUCAUGCAGGCUGGGGGCUCCGCCACGCUCGGCAAGAUCCAGAAGAGCUCCGGCAUCCCCGUCAAGCCUGUCAGCGGGAGGAAAACAAGCCUGGACGUCUCCAACGCAGCCGAGCCCGGCUUCCUGGCCCCAGGGGCUCGUUCCAACAUCCAGUACCGCAGCCUGCCCCGGCCAGCCAAGUCCAGCUCCAUGAGUGUGACCGGCGGCCGCGGCGCAAACCGGCCGGUCAGCAGCAGCAUCGAUCCCAGCCUGCUGAGCACCAAGCAGGGCAGCAUCUCGGUGUCGCGGCUCAAGGAGCCGUCCAAGAUCGGUGCCGGCCGUGGCGCACCAGCCCCCGUGAACCAGACGGACCGUGAGAAGGAGAAGGCCAAGGCCAAGGCAGUGGCGCUUGACUCUGAGUGUGGGACGCUGAAGAGCGUCAGCUCGCCCGAGAGCACUCCAAAAGCCCAGGCCAACCUCCCGCCGGCGGCCAAGGUGGCUGAGCUGCCCCCCACACCUCUCAGAGCGGCUGCCAAGACCUACGUGAAGCCUCCCUCGCUGGCCAACUUGGACAAGGUCAACUCCAACAGCCUGGACUUGCCCUCCUCCAGCGAGCUGCACCCCCCCCACACUGCCAAGCUCCAGGACCUGCACCCAGCCGGCGGGCACCUCGCGCCCUGCUUCAGCCCCAGUCCUGCCCCCAUCCUCAACAUCAACUCGGCCAGCUUCUCCCAGGGCCUGGAGCUCAUGGGCGGCUUCAGCGUCCCCAAGGAGGGCAGGAUGUACCCCAAGCUCUCAGGCCUGCACCGCAGCAUGGAGUCCCUGCAGAUGCCCAUGAGCCUGCCCAGUGCCUUUUCGGGCAGCACCCCCACCCCUGCCCCUGCUGCCGCACCCCCCGCCAGCACGGAGGAGGAGGAGGAAGAGGCAGGGGAGCUGGGCUGGAGUGGGAGCCCCCGGCUCUCACAUCUGGAUAGUGCCAACCGCGACAGGAACACACUGCCCAAGAAAGGGUUGAGGUACCAGCUCCACUCCCAGGAGGAGGCCAAGGAGCGGCGCCAUUCGCAUGCCGUCAGCAGCGGGCUCCCCGAGUCGGAUGACCAGCAGGAGCUGCCCUCGCCCCCUGCCCUCCCCAUGGCGCUGGUCGGGAAGGGUCCGCUCACCAGCAUCGUGAGCCCCACUGCCACCGCAACCCCGCGGAUCACCCGCUCCAACAGCAUCCCCACCCACGACUCCACCUUCGAGCUGUACAGCACAUCCCAGAAUGGGCAGCACCCUCUCCCUGGCCGACAAGCCAAGGCAUGAUCCGCCUCGGGCUCCUUCCGGGACCCUGUGGAUGAUGUUCAUGGAUCGGUGCUGUCCCUGGCCUCGAGCGCGUCCUCCACCUACUCCUCCCAAAUCCGCAAGCUGCGCCGCGAGCUGGAGUCCUCGCAGGAGAAGGUGGCCACCCUGACGUCCCAGCUGUCUGCUAAUGCCAACCUGGUAGCAGCUUUUGAGCAGAGCCUCGUGAGCAUGACGUCCCGCCUGCGGCACUUGGCCGAGACUGCUGAGGAGAAGGACACGGAGCUGCUGGACCUGCGAGAGACCAUCGACUUCCUGAAGAAGAAGAACUCGGAGGCCCAAGCCGUGAUCCAGGGUGCCCUGAACGGCACUGAUGUCACCCCCAAAGAGCUGCGCAUCAAGCGGCAGAACUCCUCUGACAGCAUCUCUAGCCUCAACAGCAUCACCAGCCAUUCCAGCAUCGGCAGCAGCAAGGACGCUGAUGCCAAGAAGAAGAAGAAGAAGAGCUGGCUACGCAGCUCCUUCAACAAGGCCUUCAGCAUCAAGAAGGGACCCAAAUCAGCCUCGUCCUACUCAGACAUUGAGGAGAUCGCCAACGGGACUCAUUCAGCCCCCUCCUCCCCCAAGCUGCAGCAUGGCUCUACAGAGACCUCACCCUCCAUCAAAUCCUCCACGUCCUCCUCUGUGGGCAUUGACACGGCUGAGUAAGAGGCCAGGACUUCGUCUUUCCCUUGGCCCAGGCUCUUCCAGGCCCAUGGCGAGGGCGAGCCAGAGAAGAAGGAGGUGUCGGAGCUGCGGUCAGAGCUGUGGGAGAAGGAGAUGAAGCUGACGGACAUCCGCCUGGAGGCCCUCAACUCGGCCCACCAGCUGGAGCAGCUGCGGGAGACCAUGCACAACAUGCAGCUGGAGGUGGAUCUCCUGAAGGCCGACGACCGGCUCAAAGUGGCUCCAGGGCCCUCCGCAGUGCCAGGCUCCGUUCCCGGCCACGUCACGAGCACGUGCCUCUCUUCACCGCGGCGCUCCCUUGGUCUCACCCUUGGCCAUGCCUUCAGCCCCAGCCUGGGGGACACAGACUUGUCCCCCAUGGACGCUGUCAGCGCUGGCACCCAGAAGGACGAGCUGACGCUGCGGAUUGUGGUGCGCAUGCCGCCCCAGCACAUCAUCAAGGGGGACCUCAAGCAGCAGGAGUUUUUCCUGGGCUGGACCAAGGUGAGCGGGAAGGUGGACUGGAAGAUGCUGGAUGAGGCUGUCUGCCAGGUCUUCAAGGAUUACAUCACCAAGAUGGAUCCUGCUUCCACGCUGGGGCUCAGCACUGAGUCCGUCUACGGCUACAGCAUCAGCCACAUCAAGCGGGUCCUGGACACGGAGCCGCCAGAGCUGCCGCUGUGCCGCCGGGGCCUGACCAGCAUUGUCGUGACACUCAAAGGCUUGAAGGAGAAGUGCGUGGACAGCCUAGUGUUCGAGACGCUCAUCCCCAAGCUGAUGCAGCAUUACAUCAGCCUCCUGCUGAAGCACCGGCGGCUCAUCCUCUCGGGACCCAGUGGCACCGGCAAGACCUACCUGACCAACCGCCUGGCUGAGUACCUGGUGGAGCGCUCAGGUCGGGACGUCACCGAGGGCAUCGUCAGCACCUUCAACAUGCACCAGCAGUCCUGCAAGGACCUGCAGCUGUACCUCUCCAACUUGGCCAACCAGAUCGACCGGGAGACGGGCACGGCGGACGUGCCGCUCGUGAUCCUCCUGGAUGACCUCAGUGAGGCGGGCUCCAUCAGCGAGCUCGUCAACGGCGCACUCACCUGCAAGUACCACAAAUGCCCCUACAUCAUUGGGACCACCAACCAGCCUGUGAAGAUGACCCCAAACCAUGGCCUCCAUCUCAGCUUCAGGAUGCUGACCUUCUCGAACAACGUGGAGCCAGCCAACGGCUUCCUGGUGCGCUACCUGCGGCGGAAGCUGCUGGAGUCAGACACGGACAUCAACGCCAACAAGGAGGAGCUGCUCCGUGUGCUGGACUGGGUGCCCAAGCUCUGGUACCACUUGCACACCUUCCUGGAGAAACACAGCACCUCCGACUUCCUCAUUGGUCCCUGCUUCUUCCUGUCCUGCCCCAUUGGAAUUGAGGAUUUCCGGACCUGGUUCAUUGACCUGUGGAACAACUCCAUCAUCCCUUACCUGCAGGAGGGGGCAAAAGAUGGGCUGCAGGUCCACGGGCAGAAGGCAGCAUGGGAGGACCCCGUGGAGUGGGUGCGGGACACCCUGCCCUGGCCAUCAGCGCAGCAGGACCAGUCCAAGCUGUACCACCCCCCACCCACCAUCGGGCCCCACAGCACCGUUUCCCCUCCCGAGGAGCGCACCGUCAAAGACACAACGCCCAGCUCCCUGGACUCAGACCCUCUGAUGGCCAUGCUGCUGAAGCUCCAGGAAGCCGCCAACUACAUCGAGUCUCCAGACCGUGAGACCAUGGUGGAUCCCGACCUGCAGUCAACUCUGUGAGGCCCGGACAUGCCGGCCCAGGCGGAGGGGAGCCGCUGCCAGCCACUGCUCCUGCCGGGCUGCUCUCCUUUUCCUGUGGUAUCCCGGAGUGCGGGGCUGGCGAGCGAGCGGAGAGGAACCGGGGCUCCGGGCGUCCCGGUGGAGCGUGGGGAAGCUCGGCUCGUCCGUGGGAGAGCGCAAGGUGCCGUCUCCCCUCCUGGCCCUGGGGGUAGGAGAAUCCUGGUUUCUCUUCUUGGUUUUUUCUGUCUCUAUUGCAAACGCUCGGGCUUUUGGGGCCAGGGCGACCGAUGUGGCUGAGCCCCCGCUCCCGGGAGCCGCAGGAAGGCCCCUGCGUGGGGCAGGGACCCCGCGGGAGCCACCUGGGCCAAAGCUUGGAGGGCGCAGGAGGAGCGCUGGCCGCAGGACGAGAGCGCGGGCGUGAGGGCCUCCAGCUCCCUCUCCACCCAGCCGGGCGUAGCCGAGGGCUGGCGACGAGGGAGCUGCUGCUGCUGCGGGAAGUGCUUGCCUUGCGCCGGCCGAGGAUGAGCGCGGCUCUCGCCGCUGUCUGUACAUUCCUUGUUUCACCUGCAUGGCAGCCACUGCGACCAGGACAGCCCAAUAAACCCUGCUUUGGUUAUUUUAUUUUGUUCCCCCCCCCUCCCAUUUUCCUUUGGCCGAGUCCAGACUUCACUUUGGUCCCUUUUUUGUUCUGGUUCUUCGCCCUCCUGGCCUGGAGCCCGUGGCCCGGUGCCCACCGCUUCCCUGUAAGCAGCUCCCUUUCCCUUUGGUUUCUUUUGCAGCUGUUGGUUCCACCACUCAAACCACCUCUGUCACGAAACUGGUGCUCACUGGACGAUCUCCAGUCCCUGAACCCACUUCCUGGGGCCUCACAGCUUGGCUGAGAUGGGACUUGGCAGCCGGUGGCAGGGAUGCUCCCAGAGCAGCCCCUUGCCUGGCAGCUCCCCCCUCCCCGAAAGCACAAGGCAGAGUCUGGCCCUGGGGCCGGGGUCUCCCACCAGGUCAGGAUGCCAUGGGGCAUCCCGUCCCCGAGGUACCCGGCACUGGCCGAGGCCUGGGCACGGGGAGGGUGCUGCUGCCCCAUCCCUGGGCAGCUGGACGCCUGCCCCAUCCCCUCAGUGCUGGGGGGCACAACCUGCCUCGUGUCCCCUCAGUGCUGUCAGGCCUGGGGGUGCGGGCUGGUGAGCCGUGCCUGGGGGUAGUCCCCAUGCCACUGGCUCCCCAAGGCCCUUGUGCCUUCCUGCGCCCUGUGGCCGGGCAGGGUCUCGCUGUGCCCGUGUUGGUGCUCUGGGGACAGCUAGGGCUGCCAUGUGUCCUCUUGGCCCUACCAUGCAAUGUCACAGGCGAGGCUCCUGGCACGGAGGGGAUCAGCCCCGGUGCUGCCGCGGUGCCUUAAUGCCCGGCCGUGUGGGAAGGGGGCACAUGGGCCUUGGGCUGUCGCGAUCACAGCCUGCUCUGGCUGCAUUGUCCUAUGACUGUCCCCAAAGCCAGCUUGGCUGGGAUGGGACGGGGGUGCUGGCACGGGCACGAGCAUGGCCAGGCUGGGGCUGUUGCCUUCAGCACCCCUUGCUUGCCUGUCCCUAAGCAUGGCCGCAGGGUGCUCUGCUGGGCCAGCACCUCCCUCCCUGAGCCCAGCUGGGCUCUGCGGCCCCCCUCCCCUCCGCUGCCGUCCAGCUCGGCUCCCGCACUCAGCUGGGGCCCUGGAGAGCCUUUUGGGGAGAGGUUACCCCAGGGCUGGGUCUGCCGAGCCCAUCCUGUCCCCGAGCCCUGCCAGGCUGGGGACCGGGCAGCCUCAGCCCCCCCCCGCCCCGUGCCACAGCUGGUGUGGCCUUCAGGGACGCCUCACAACCCUCCAAAACAGCUCCCUCAAGGCCCGGCCUUGCCACCGGUGCUGCUCGGAGGCAGCCGCCACCUCUGCCCUUGGUGCUCUCUCGGCCGAUGCAUCUUGCCUUGCCGCCCGGCGCAUCCUGGCCGUGGCGCGUGCGCCCCAUGGUGCUCACUUCGUCUGUCCGACAGCCUCCCCGCCGUCUCCCCACUGCCACCCGGGGCCGGCCAGCCCGGCCCCUUUGCACAGGGAUGUCCCUCCUCACGCUGGCUUGGACGCUAGGGCUUUCUGUUCGCCUUCUCUUGUGUUGCCGCCGUCGGCUAAGGACUCGCUGUAAAUAGAUCUGUAGUCGAACGCCCUGCGUGAGUUGGUGGGCCUGGCCC